This is a messenger RNA of Zophobas morio, 1799 nucleotides long. RefSeq names its product sodium-coupled monocarboxylate transporter 1-like. Gene Ontology annotation, molecular function: symporter activity. The coding region runs from base 23 to 1738 and encodes 571 amino acids. Gene Ontology annotation, biological process: sodium ion transport; transmembrane transport. The transcript has 7 exons. The record is from RefSeq and is a predicted model, not a curated record. Gene Ontology annotation, cellular component: membrane. Lineage: Eukaryota; Metazoa; Arthropoda; Insecta; Coleoptera; Tenebrionidae.
GUUCAUUUUUAAUUUAACUAAAAUGUCUUAUAAUGAAUUUCCUCUACAACUCAUCGACUACAUAAUUUUUAUAACAACACUAGCGGUUAGUACUUUAAUUGGGCUUUAUUUCGGAUGUCUAGGAAAUAGGCAAUCGACCGUCAAAGAAUAUCUCCUAGGGGGAAAAAGAAUGAGGGUUAUUCCAAUUGCGGUAUCAGUUGCUGUGAGCCAUUUCUCGGGUACCGCUCUCGUAGGAGUACCAGCAGAUGUUUACAGAUACGGAACGAGUAUUUGGUUAUUUGUUUGUGCAUUUGUGGUGAUGGGUGUCGUAGCCGUCUUCGUUUACCUUCCAGUUUUCUUUAAACUACAACUAACCAGUACCUACGAAUAUUUGGAAAAACGGUUUGACCAAAAAACAAAAAUAUUGGGCUUAGUGUUUUAUAUCCUGGCUGACAUUCUCAUGUUUCCGAUUCUUAUAUACGCUCCAUCUUUAACUUUCGCAACUAUGAGCGGUUUUAACGUCCAGGGUACAGCAGUGGUACUAUGUGCUAUAUGCAUCUUCUACACUUCUCUAGGAGGUCUCAAAACUGUAGUCUGGACCGAUUUUCUUCAGUUCUUCAUAAUAAUGACAUCGCUUGCUGUUAUUUAUAUCACUGGUCUUAACCAGUCAGGAGGGUUCAUACAAGUUUGGAACACAGCUUACACUGGCGAGCGACUACAAACUUUCAAUUUUGGCUUCGAUUUUACAUCCAGGGACAACUUCUGGGCCUACAGUUUAGGUUGUGGAGCGACUUUUACUGCAACCGUAGUCGUUCACCAAACCGGCGUCCAAAAAUUUCUAGCACUCCCGAAAUACAGCGACUUUGUUUGGACAGUCGUUUAUGUCAUAAUUAGCUUCAGCUGCGUCCACACUUUCUGUGUACUCAUCGGUCUGGAAACCUACGCACUAUACAAAGACUGUGAUCCCCUUUCUAGUAAACAAAUCCAAAAACAUGAGCAGCUAGUACCUUUCAGUCUAACGGUACUAACGGCAAAUCUUCCAGGUGUUUCUGGGUUGCUUGUAGCAGCAAUAUGUAGUGCUUCUUUGAGUACCAUGUCGUCAAACCUGAACGCGCUGGCUGCUGUUAUCUACAAAGAAGUUGUUUGCUUGUUCUUGAAAGAAGAGCAGUCAGAAGCACGGGCUACCUUUAUUUUAAAAAUAAUUGUAGUACUGGUGGGAAUUUUGGGUACUUGUUUGAUUUUUGUUGUGGAACGACUAGGCGAAAUAAUUUCUAUUAUGUCGUUGGUUUUUGGGAUAGCGCAAGGACCUUUACUCGGGUUAUUUACACUCGGAAUGGUAGUCCCACGUGCCAAUUCCAAGGGUGCUUUCUUUGGUACUAUCGGUGGUUUUGUGUCUAUACUGUGUCUAGCGGUUCCUUCCAAAUACUACCAGAUGAAAGGUCUGAUUAAAAGUCCUACGAAACCGCUUUCUACUAGUGGCUGCAGUUACAACCAAGCACUUUGGAGCAAUGUCAGUUCGAUAAGUCAAGCGAUUCCAGUCGAACCACAUGUCAUUUUCAAGACAUCGUUCUUCUUUUAUUCGUUAUUUGGGGCGAUUAUGACGGUUAUUUUUGGUCUGGUGAUCAGUUACGUCACCACGGCUGAUCCUCCAGUGGACGAAAAUCUUCUAAGUCCGGUUUGUCGGUUUAGAAAAUUGGAACGAGAGGCAGAAGGGACGUAUUUGAGCGUCGAAGAAGCUUUGCAAACUUUGGAGAAAUAGAUCUGGGGAGUUUUAUUUUUGGGAAAUUUUGACUUUUUUUUCAAUAUGAUUUGUUUACCAA